Molecule: messenger RNA, 7972 nt
Organism: Drosophila santomea
Lineage: Eukaryota; Metazoa; Arthropoda; Insecta; Diptera; Drosophilidae
Gene: rut
Product: Ca(2+)/calmodulin-responsive adenylate cyclase
Exons: 18
Coding region: 553-7293 (2246 amino acids)
Biological process (GO): cAMP biosynthetic process; intracellular signal transduction; adenylate cyclase-activating G protein-coupled receptor signaling pathway
Cellular component (GO): plasma membrane
Molecular function (GO): adenylate cyclase activity
Source: RefSeq, a predicted model, not a curated record
GGUUCGCUGUGGUUCGCUUCGACCCGCCGACGGACGCUUUAGUUUGGCUGCAACACCUUGCUGAGAACAGACCGAUUCGAAGCGAACUCGAAGCUGAAAGCGAGCAAACCAAACAAACCAAGCCAAACAAUCCGAAGAAAUCGCGUCGUGAGGUGUGUGUAGAAGCGGUUAAAUAACGCGGCGAUCUUAACUGUUGUUCUUUUUUUUCGGUGCUGGUGUGUUCCUCUUGCAUUGGUCAUUUAUUUUUUUUUUCUGCAAAGUGUUACUGUGUGUCUCGCGCUGGUUGUUUGUUUUCUUUUUGUCGUGGGAAAUGCGCGCGCGCAUUUAAGAAGUGGCUGGAAAACUCCAAACGCAGCUGCCAUCUAUGCAUCUUGAACCGACAACAAUAACAACAAGAGAUACAGAACAAGGAGCCAAAAACGUAAAAGAAGAAGCAGCAGUCAACUUGCAACACAAUCGUUGUUGCUUUUUGGCCCCUGAUCUUGGCGGCCCCAAUCCCUUUGGCAGGCGUCGGAAGGAGCCGCUCGGCAGCGGCAGCUGCGGCGGCGCCGCAUGGACCAUGCCGUGAAGGCGACGCGCGGCCGCCCGCUGAACACGCUGCGCUUCGAGAACGAUGAGCUGGAAUGCCUCUACCAGCGGUACACGCUCAAGCUGCAGCGCUUCUCGGUGCUGGGCGUGGUGGCCCUGGUCUUCGUCCUCUGCGGCGUGAUGGCGGCCCUGUCGCUGACCUUCAACAACGCGGCCACCUUUCACAACAUCUUCAAUGCGAUCGUUUGCGGACUGUUCGCCGUGGUGCUGGUGCUGCUGCAGUGCUCCGUGAUCAAGGACCACCACCUGCCCACAUUGUGCUACGGAAUCCUGCUAUUCACGGCCAGCAUCUGCGUGGUGUCGAUGCCCACGCUGGGCAGCGUGUUCCCGGUGGACACCAAGGAGGUGAUGGCCGAGGGCGUCUGGCAGAUCGUGUUUGUGGUCUUCCUGGCCUACGCCAUGAUGCCGCUGCAGAUCUGGGAGGCGGUGGCCUUUGGCAUCGCCCUGCCCUCGGUGCACAUAAGCCUGACGGUCUACAAGAUAUUCACGGAUGCGCUGCGCUAUCUGGAGUAUAAUCAGCUGAUUGCCAACAUUGUCAUCUUCAUUGGUGUGAAUGUGGCCGGUCUGGUGGUGAACAUCAUGAUGGAGCGAGCUCAGCGACGCACUUUCCUCGAUACGCGCAACUGCAUCGCAUCGCGGCUGGAGAUCCAGGAUGAGAACGAGAAGCUGGAGCGUCUGUUGCUAUCGGUGCUGCCGCAGCACGUGGCCAUGCAGAUGAAGAACGACAUCCUGUCGCCGGUGGCUGGGCAGUUCCAUCGCAUCUACAUCCAGAAGCACGAGAACGUGAGCAUCCUGUUCGCGGACAUCGUCGGAUUCACGGUGCUCUCCUCGCAGUGCAGUGCCCAGGAGCUGGUCCGCCUGCUCAACGAACUCUUUGGCCGCUUCGAUCAGCUGGCACAUGACAACCACUGUUUGCGUAUUAAGAUCCUGGGCGACUGCUACUAUUGUGUCUCCGGUUUGCCAGAACCUCGCAAGGAUCACGCCAAAUGCGCCGUGGAAAUGGGACUCGAUAUGAUCGAUGCCAUUGCCACCGUGGUGGAGGCCACCGACGUCAUCCUGAACAUGCGCGUGGGCAUCCAUACGGGUCGUGUGCUCUGCGGGGUGUUGGGCCUCCGCAAGUGGCAGUUCGACGUGUGGUCGAACGAUGUGACCCUGGCCAACCACAUGGAGUCCGGCGGCGAACCGGGUAGGGUGCACGUGACCCGUGCCACACUGGACUCCUUGUCCGGCGAAUAUGAGGUGGAGGCUGGUCACGGCGACGAACGCUCCUCGUAUCUACGCGACCAUGGUGUGGACACGUUCUUCAUCGUACCGCCACCACAUCGACGCAAGCCACUGAUGCUCAACACGCUGGGCGUUCGCUCGGCAAUCGGCAGUCGACGAAAGUUGUCGUUCAGGAACGUGUCCAACGUGGUCAUGCAGCUGCUGCACACGAUCAAGUUCUCGGAACCGGUGCCGUUCUCCAACAUAGCCACCGGUUCGUUCCCCUCGGCGGCCAGCGCCUUGGGCGGCGGUGUUGCGGUUGGCGGUGGAGGAGGAGGUGGGGGAGCAGGAGGAGGAGGAGGAGGCGUGGCACGGGGUAGCACCUGCGAGGCGAACUCUGGAAGCGUCCAGGUGUCGGAGAAGGGAUCGCGCAAGGUGAUACGUCUGCAAAAGAUCUUGCAUGCAACACCGCCACCGCACGGCAUGGGCUAUGGCAGCGUCGUCGGCAGCGGCGGCGGUGUGGACAGCGGUAUUUCCGGUGGUGGUGGCUGUGUUUCCGGUGGUAUUGCCGGUGGGGGCGGUGUUCAAGUGACCGUAGGCACAAAUCCCAACUCUACAGCGAGUACGAUUAGUCGCAUUCAUAGGCACAAUCACAAGACCAAUAAAUCACAGUCGAAGGUGGCGGACAAGUUCAAGAGGCCAUUCCGGAAGCGUCACUCGGUGGCCGCCCAUCAUCAGCCCACCAAUCGGGUGAAUCGUUUCCUAUCCCAGGCGAUCAACGCCCGGUCGGUGGACUGCGACAAGUCGGAGCAUGUGGACCGGCUGACCCUGCGCUUCCGGCAGAGCGACAUGGAACGCGAGUAUCACAAGGACUUCGAUCUGGGCUUCACCACGGCCAUGGGCUGCUCCCUGCUGCUGCUCAUCCUGGGUGCAGCACUCCAGGUGACCGCUCUGCCGCGCACUCUCAUUCUGCUGCUGCUCUUUCUCUUUGCCUUCAUCUGGGUGAGCGCCAUCCUGAUGCUCCUGCUCGCCGUGCGACUCAAAUGGAUCAUCUGGGACAUCUCCGAGAGCUUCUCGCUGCGCAUGGCCAUCACUAUUUUUACGGUCAUACUCAUCUACUCCGUGGGACAAGUAAAUGUGUUUACGUGCGUAUCGGAUCAUCCAUGCUCGGGCAAUGGGACGACCUCAUUCCAGAACGACUCUCAUCGCAAGUGCUCGCUGCCCCAGUACGUGUCCCUGUCGGCUGCCUUUGCCUUCCUAUCCGUAUCGGUGUUCCUCAGGCUGCCCAUCAUAUUCAAAUCGCUGCUGGUGCUGGGCAUGGGCACCAUCUAUGGCCUGUUCAUAGAGCUAUCGCAUCAGAAUAUCUUCGAGUGCUACGACAACCGGGUCAACGCCUCGAUUCCACUUCAUUUGAUCUCGCUGGCCCGCAUUGCCAUCUUCAUGAUUGCCAUUCUGGUGCAUGGACGCCUGGUGGAGGGCACUGCCCGGCUGGACUUUCUCUGGCAGCUGCAGGCGUCGCAGGAGAAGAAGGAGAUGGACGUGCUGCAGGAGUCGAACAAGCGCAUUCUGCACAAUUUGCUGCCCGCUCAUGUGGCUGCACAUUUCCUCGAUGCGCAAUUCCGCAACAACAUGGAGCUCUACCAUCAGAGCUAUGCCAAAGUGGGCGUCAUCUUUGCAAGCGUUCCGAACUUCAACGAGUUUUACACCGAAAUGGAUGGCUCCGAUCAGGGUCUUGAGUGCCUACGUCUGCUCAACGAGAUCAUCGCGGACUUUGAUGAGCUGCUCAAGGAGGAUCGCUUCCGUGGCAUCGACAAGAUCAAGACAGUUGGCAGCACAUAUAUGGCCGUCGUGGGACUGAUACCCGAGUACAAAAUCCAGCCCAACGAUCCCAACUCAGUGCGGCGCCACAUGACAGCGCUCAUUGAGUACGUGAAGGCCAUGAGGCACUCACUUCAAGAGAUAAACAGUCACUCGUACAACAACUUUAUGCUGCGCGUGGGCAUCAACAUUGGACCUGUUGUGGCGGGCGUAAUUGGAGCUCGAAAGCCACAGUAUGACAUUUGGGGCAAUACGGUGAACGUGGCCAGUCGCAUGGACUCCACCGGAGUUCCUGGCUACUCGCAAGUAACUCAGGAGGUGGUCGACAGCCUGGUGGGCUCGCACUUUGAGUUCCGCUGUCGCGGCACCAUCAAGGUGAAGGGCAAAGGCGACAUGGUCACCUAUUUCUUGUGUGACAGCGGCAACAAAUCGCUGAACGGAGAGGUGCGCAACGCCAUGUCCCUGCCACAGAGUCUCCAUGCGCCGGACUACUAUAUGAAGGUGUCGCAGUUUCCGGAGAAUCGUGUAAACACUGACACCUACAGCAAAAAGGAGAACGGACAUCUGUACGCAGGCAAUGGCGGCGAGGAGCAGCAGUUGCUGCUGCAGCAUCAGCACAAACAGCUCGAUCCGCUGCCGCUUCCUGCUCCUCCGCCGCCGGUGCAUCAUCACUUGCACCAGCAGCAACAGCAGCGUUUGAACAGCAAGCUGCAGAAGCAACCCAUCUUCAUGGCCAACGGUGGUCUGCCCAAUAUCCGGGAGAAUGGCAAUGGGCACAAUGGAGAGCAUCAGCAGCAGCAGCAGCAGCAACAUCAGCAGCAGCACGGUGGCUUCAUGGUUGCAACGACGACACCGCCGGCUGCAGUGGCGGUUCCCCUUCAGCCCCAGCACCACCAACUCCAGUUCCAGCACCCGCACCAGCAUCCACUCCCGUCAGCAGUGGCGGUUCCAGUGCAGCACCAGAUCCUACUCCACCACCAGCUCCAGCUCCAGCACCAGCCCGUUCCUUCGGUAAUGUUGCGCGAGUUUAAUAUUAUUGAGAACCCGACCUCCGGUGGCCGGCAUCAGCAGAUGGAGCAGCUGCCGCCGCAUCACGGCAGCCUCGACCUAUCGGGAAUGGGCAUGGGAAUGGGUGUGGGGGCUGGCGUGCUCGGCGGCGACUGCUUCAUGAUGCCACGGCGAGAUCGCGAACGCACAUAUGUGCCGCCCCUAAACCAGCAUGGCCAUCAUCCACCGCAUCACCUCCAUUCGAAUCUGAAUCUGAAUCAGAGCCAGCACCCGCCAUCGUUCACCAGCCUGGGCUAUGGCCAAUGCCGGGAGAGCGAGCCGCUAUUGCAUGCCAGCAGCGUCGCGCCGGUAGCCAAGAUCAUGCCCAUGCAGCAUGCGCCAAAGUACGAGCCACCACGUUACACUUCUCCCCACACCAUGUUGUCGCAGCAGCACCAGCAUCAGCAGCAUCAGCAUCAGCAGCAUCAGCAGCAUCAGGCGCAGCAACCGCUUUCUGCGCAGGAUCAGCAGCCACAUCUCGCCCAGAACCCGCAUCCAUCGCAGCGACAGUACGCCAUGUAUUCGCAGCAGCCGCAGCUGCCGCCGAAGCCAGUGCUGAGAACGUACAUGAAGCCGCUGCCGAAGCUACCGACGGAUCUGGAGGAGAGCCGGGACAUGUCCUCGACGGACGACCUCAGCUCACGCCCACACUCGCCCUCGAUGAGCAGCUCGGAUGAGAGCUACUCAAAGACCACCGAGGGCGAGGGUGAAGGCGACGAGGACUCUCCGCGCAUGGUUAACGGUGGCCACCUGCACCAUCGCAAUGGCUACCACCUGCCCGCCGGCGGCGGUUUGGUCAAUCCAUUGCAAUGGCUCUACCCCUGCGACAUACAGGUGGAUCCCACCUCGCCGGUCGUCGACAUGGCCCAGCUGCAUGACUUUGAGCUGAGCUCCACCACCGAAAGUCAGGGACAUCAUACCAACAGCAACACGACGAGCAACACACAGCACAAGGGCGACAGCUGCAACAGCUUUGACUAUCAGAAGGCAGCAGUUGGCAUGGGAGCGGGUGCGGCCAUUGCCACCAAGUCGCCCUUCGAGCGUGAACUGCAGCGUCUGCUCAACGAAUCCUCGCGAGCUCGUUGCCUGACUACUGCGACAACUACGGCUGGAGCAAUUUCUACCACGGAUCAGACGGCCAGCAAUGGCAGCCGGGAGAUGAGCUACUCCCUGAGCAAUGGAAAGCUGAGCUCCGCGAAUGGACAUGGCGCUGGAGGUUCCGGAUCGGGAUCAGGUCCAGGAUCGGCGGUGGGCAAUGGCAGCGGUGGCAGCGGCAGCAGCAAUGGCAAUCUCAGCGGCGGCAGCGGCAGCAACUCGAACAGUGGCAACAACAACAGCAGUCACCACAAGACGGAGCAGCAGCAGCAGCAGCACGUGGAUCACGAGCAUCUGGCUGGGGGCAAACUGCUGGGCAGUAAUAGCUUCAUGAUCGCCAAACAUCCGGUGGGCUUGGAAGCCAUCAAGGAGAUAACGCGCAACAAGAAUCCAUCGGAGUCCAGCCAAAUGCAAACCUCGGACACGGAAUCGUGCGAGAUUCUGCACGAGAACCGCAACCAGAUGCAUGUGCUGGCCAUGCUGGAGAUGCACACGGCCAAGGAGCUCAAUGGCAGCCAUGCGCAUCACGGGCAGCAUCACCAGCAGCCACAGAGGACGCAUCGCCAGCGACCGCGCUCCAAGGAGCUGCAGUACAGCCACGAGAGUCUGGACGGACUGGAUGGUGCGGUGCAGUCACAGUCGCAGCAACGACACCAACGCUAUCACCACCACCAUCACCACCAACAGAGGCAGCAGCAACAGCAGCGCUACAACCAUGUGCAGGAGCAGGAGGAGCGUGACGACACCGAGGACAACCUGGCCGAUGAGGAGUUUGAGGACGACGAAGUGGGUCGCGAUGUGCGACAGAAGCGCCUACAAAAGUCCGAGCUCAAUCACAAACGAUCGGAGGUUGCAACCGAGGCUGUCAAUCACCACGAUGACGAGGCGGAGGAGGAGGAGGACGACGAUGACGAAGAUGAGGAAGACCACCGGAAUGGCGGGCGGGAGGCGGCACCGCUGACUAACGGCAGCAUGCGCGGCCUAGAGGCCAAUGUGAUAAACGACGAGCUAAAGUACGGAGCGACCCAUCACAAUCACCAGUCCAUGGACUCCAAUCCAUUGGAGAGCCAAUCGGAGUGGUCGGAUGACGAUUGUCGUGAGGAAGCAACAGGGGGAGCUGAGUCCACGGGCUACAUCACGGAUGAGCCCGGACUGGAGAACAUCUCGUUGCUGAACGAAGCUGGUCUAACCGAUGCCGAGGGCGCUCUCUCGGACGUUAACUCGCUGUAUAACGCGCCGGACGUGGACGACACUUCGGUGUCCAGUCGGGCCAGCUCCCGCCUGCUCAGCCUGGACUCGCUGAGCGGCCUCUACGAUUGCGAUCUGGACUCCAAGCAUGAGCUGGCCAUCGUCAAUGCCUCGCACAAGAUCUCCAGUAAAUUUGGGCAGCCUCCAUCGCCGGCACAGCAGCAGCAACAGCAGCAGCAACAUCAACAACAACAGCAGCAGCAGCAGCAUCCUCAGCAGACUCAAUCCCAAAUUCAGGCCCAAUCGCAUUUGGCACCGGUUCAGUUUCAGUCCGCCGAGGAGUUGAGAGAGUAAAGAUUGAAUGUUCGUGUGAAGCAGGUGGAGCGUUAAACACUCAAACGUUGUUAUUGCUAUAGGCAAAUGGUGUCUAAUAAUUUACAAUAAACCAACCUAAACUAAAGUAAACUAAAUCUAGACUAGGUGACAGAUAAACAUAUAUCGAAGUAUAUAUAUAUAUUUAUGUAUGUAUAGAAGCAGAGGCACCUAAUGCUGCUCUAAGGCACCCCUAGAUGUAAGUCCCUUUACUUUACUGUGGCUAGAUCAUGCCUAGCUGGUAUUAACUCAUAUAUAUAUAGUAUAUAUAUAGUAUAUGCAAGAAGAUCUAUAUGUAUUGAAAGUAAACACGUAGUCAUUGGUUACCCCGUCGCCAAUUGGCCCAGUUAAGCGUUCCAGUUACUAUACCGCGUGAAAAGCAAAAUGAACUUGAUAUUUAGCCGCAACUUGAUAUAUCCAAUGCUAAUCCAUGAAUCGAUCGUUUAGGCGCUUAGUUCUCCUAAGGACUUAGUUAGCGGGGGAUCGCAGUUAGGCCACCCCUGACCACUCCCAUAUGUUAUUAGUUAUUAGUGUAUGAAUAUAUAUAUAUAAAUAAAUAUGUAUAUGUACCAUUUAAAUCGAAUAAGCAAAGAUGUGGCCAUUUAUACGAAGCCACAACCAAUGCAUGACAUGUUGUAAAUAAAACAAAGUGUUAUAAAUA